AGUGCACUGCGCCAACACGACCGGUUAACAAUGAAAAGUAGAUUUAUAGAAAUUUUAGCAAAGAAGUGGUUCGGAGAUGUAAAGCUGCGGGUCCUACUUUCGGCACUUCUAAUUUUCGUCGGUGCCCUAAUAAUAUUCUAUAUUAAGCCGCAACUGGUGCGAAUAAUUGUGAAAUUUCUAUUUGUCGCAAAACCGGGACGUUUCGUUCGAAAUAAGCUGGAAACGAAAAUAGGCUUCAAAUACAAAUUGUACCUGUGGAAUGUUACGAAUCCAAAGGAAAUUGAGACCGGAAUCGAGAAACCGAAGUUACAAGAAGUUGGGCCGUACGUAUUUCACGAAUACAAACAAAAAGUUAAUUCGAAAGACAACGCAUCUGACGAUACUGUUAGCUAUAAUUUCUGGAGUGCCUACACAUUCAGUCCCGAAUUAAGUGCACCGCUAACAGGCGACGAGGAAAUUACUUUAUUGAAUGCGGUUAUAACGUCUGGAAUUGUUAAGGUGCAUGCGGAACGGCCACACUUGCUCAACCUUGUAGUCGAGGCAAUGGACAUUAUAUUCAAGAAACCAUCUUCAAUAUUUGUCACAAUGAAAGCGUUAGAAUGGAUCGACAAUGGCAUCGAAAUCGAUUGCAAUCACACCGAGUUGUCUGCAAAAGCAGUCUGUGCAGAAAUGCGUAGGAGCAAUCUACUAACGACUAUGAAUGACGAAAAAACUCUUUUGAGAUUUCGAUGGUUUGACAGUCUAAAAAACGACUCAAUCCAAGUACGUUAUACGGUCAUGCGGGGCAGCGAAAAUGUUCGAAAUGUUGGUCGUGUAAUUGCUAUCAAUGAUAAACCAUUAAGCGUGUACAAACACGACGAAAAAUGUAAUGUAAUUAAUGGAACGGACACAAUGUCCCUUCCACCAUUUCAGUAUAGAGACGAAAUUCUGUGGAUAUUCUCGGAUGCUGCGUGUAAAUCAUUUCCACUUCGUUUCAAAUAUAAAACUCGGAUACGAAGGAUUAAAGUGACUUACAAAUAUUUGCACUUUUCCGAUCCGUUGAUGAGCCCUACAUGCGAGUGUAAUGAAUUUACUAGUUGUGCCGUGAGGGGAACAUUGGAUUUGUACCAAUGUUUGAAACUCUUUGUUUCCGCCAGUUCGCCCCAUUACUACUUAGCUGAAGCUAGCAUUAGAGACACCGUUGAUGGAAUGAAUCCCGAUGAGAAUUUGCAUGAAACGGGAUGUUACUUAGACUUACAACUAGGUGUUCCACUUAUCGCACGGACACGUGUUCAAGUUAAUAUGCUUCUGAAGCGGAUUCCCGAAUACCCUAUCUUCAGUACUGUCGCUGGUGAUGUCUGGCUUCCACUGCUGUGGUACGAGGAAAGUUUUGAAAUUGAGAAAUCGGACUUAUCCCUCAUCGUUAUCGCCAAAGUAUUACAGAACAUCUUAUUAGGAAUCGGCUACAUUAUAAUGACGGUUGGUAUUGGCAUUUGUACCGUGACAGUGGCAUUUUUUCUACAUCGCCACGUUCGGGAUCACGUAUCGGUUAAGCCAACAGAGCAAACGGAGUCUUCUAACCAAAGUGAAACCAACAAACUCACGAUGAUUUCGAUUCAAGUAGUUCUCGAUAAAGUUUUCCCAAAAAAUGUUAAUUUCAAAAAAUAUUCCAUAAUUUUGGUGGCACUCAUUGUCGUUGGUGCAUUUAUGUCCUUCUAUGGUGUGCCCAAGCUUGUUGAGACGAUUGUCAAAUUUAUGACCAUAUUGAAGCCUGGCCGUUUCAUCAGGAAAAAGCACGUAAAUAAGCUACCAUUCACCUACAAACUGUAUCUGUGGAAUGUGACGAAUCCCGAGCAGAUUUCGAACGGAAUUGAGAAACCGAAAAUGCAGGAAAUCGGACCUUACGUGUUCUCCCAAUUCAAACAGAAACGAGACACGGUCGACAAUGUCACUGACGAUACUUUAAGCUUCGAUUUAUGGAACAUCUAUAACUUUGAUAAGCAAUUGAGUGCUCCGUUGACUGGUGAUGAAGUAGUCACUCUUGUCGACUCAGUUAUAGUGGCCGCCGUCAUUAAGGUACAAUUAGAGCGUCCACAUGUGUUAGACGUUGUGAUUGAUGCUUUGGACAUAAUUUUCAAAAAACCAUCGUCAAUAUUUGUCACGAUGAAAGCAAUAGAUUUCAUAGACAAAGGAAUUGAGAUCGACUGCAAUCAUACUGCAUACGCGGCCAAGGUAGUAUGUGCAGAAAUGCGACGGACAAAGACACUGAAAAUCUUAAAUGAAAAGAAAACUUUGCUGAGGUAUCGGUGGUUUGAUAAGCUCAACGAUUCAAUUCAAGCUCGGUACACUGUAUCACGCGGCGUCAAAAAUAUCCACGAUAUUGGCCGAAUAAGAACAGUCAAUGAUAGGACCACAAUGAAAGUCUACAAACAGGACGAGCAGCAAAAAUGCAACGUAAUCAAUGGGACGGAUAAGUUGUUCUUUCCACCGUUCCAGAAAAGAAGUGAUGUUAUCUGGGCGUAUUCACAUGAUGCGUGCAAAUCGUAUCCGCUUCGCUAUGCAUACAUGAAAACGGUACGCGGUGCAAAGACGGCAUGGAAGAGUUUAGACCUCAAGGAUCAAUGGUUCGACCAUCAAUGCGAAUGCAAUAAAUACUAUAACUGUACCGUUCCCGGAACAAUGGAUAUGUUUCCAUGUCUUGAUAUAUUUGUGUUGGGCAGUUUACCUCAUUUCUAUUUAGCUGAUGCGAGCAUACUUACCACAGUGGAUGGAAUGGACCCGAAAGUACAUUUGCAUCAGGCCGGAGUUUAUUUUGAUUUGCUUACUGGAUCACCGAUCGCAUCCCAUGAACGGUAUCAAAUCAGCUGGCUUGUGAGACCCGUUCCAAAAUAUCCGAUUUUCAGUUCCAUUGCUGGUGAUGUGUGGAUACCACUGCUGUGGUACGAUGAAUCGUUUUCGAUGGAAACGUCCGAUUUGGCGCUCAUUAUUUUCAGUCGAAUUUCAAAAAUCUUGGGAAUCGGUACUGGUUGCAUACUGAUGACCGUGGGUUUUCUGGGUCUGGUUGCCUUAGCCGCUCGUUUUCAUUAUCAUGCUGCGGUCAUACCAGAAGUAGUUGUAACUCCAAGCACAAACUGAACAUAAACUGUGGACGAGUUACUUCUCCAUGAAUGUAACACUUAAAAUUCGAAUUCGAAGAAAAUAAAUUGGUUUAGCCGUAGCGUA
Molecule: messenger RNA, 3201 nt
Organism: Bradysia coprophila
Lineage: Eukaryota; Metazoa; Arthropoda; Insecta; Diptera; Sciaridae
Cellular component (GO): membrane; cytoplasm
Molecular function (GO): scavenger receptor activity
Source: RefSeq, a predicted model, not a curated record